Molecule: messenger RNA, 1842 nt
Organism: Wasmannia auropunctata (little fire ant)
Lineage: Eukaryota; Metazoa; Arthropoda; Insecta; Hymenoptera; Formicidae
Product: vitellogenin receptor-like
Molecular function (GO): protein binding; calcium ion binding
Source: RefSeq, a predicted model, not a curated record
CCCGAUUGCAACGACGAAGACAAUGAAGCACCUAAAACGUGUAAGCCAGAUGCGUGUAAACUCGAGGCAUUUCGAUGCGAGAAUAGAAAUUGUAUAUCUUCUUCGUUGAAGUGCGACGGCACCAAUGAUUGUCACGAUGGCAGCGACGAGUCGAAUUGCUCAGAUACGAAAUCAAAUUAUUUGGUUAAUUGCACAGCGGACGAAUAUCAGUGUCUUGACUCUGAUGUAUGUCUUUCAAAAAAAGUAAAAUGCAACGGCGUAAAUGAAUGUCCAAAACACGAUGACGAGCACAAUUGUUCAUCUUGCUUCGACUAUGAAUUUACCUGCGACAAUGGAAAGUGCAUUCCGAAGGAUUGGGUAUGCGAUAAUCGCGAAGAUUGCAACGAUAAUUCGGAUGAGAACAAUUGCGACGGUGGUAAAAACAUCAUCAAGGAAUAUGACAAAUGUAAUGAAUUCAAAUGUUCUAACGGCACUUGUCUGCCAUACUACAAAACGUGCAACGGUAUUCAAGAUUGCCCAGACGGUAGCGAUGAAGACGGGAAAUGCGAAAUUGCUUGUGCGGAGGACAAUGUUUGUAAAGGUAUGUGUUACAAAACACCAAAAGGUGCAGUUUGCGAUUGUCAAGAUGGAUAUCGUUUAGCUGCCGAUGCGAUUUCUUGCGAGGACAUAAACAAAUGCAAAGACGACGUUUGCUCGCAAAUUUAUCACAAUACUGAGAGCUCUUACGUGUGUUCGUGCUACGAGGGAUAUAUUAUCCGUAACGACAAAGUUUCUUGCAAAGCUGUCGGACCGGGAAUGGAAUUCAUUACAGUUACUAAUAAUGAUAUUAGGAUGAUCUCGUCUAAUUUUUACUCAGAUAAGAUCUUCUCAUUAUCGAAAAUGAGUAUAAUUGAAUCCGGAGGUCUCGACGUGAACGCAGUCAGCCGCUCUGUCUAUUGGAGUAACAUCUCAACUGACUUGCCAAAUGGACAAGCAAACAAAAUUAUGUUCCACAUAUAUCGGAUAUAUAACAUAUAUCGGACAGAUUUGAUGGGCGCCGACAUGAAGAUUAUCGGUUCUACUACAAAAUUUGUGACCGGGAUGGCAAUUGAUUAUAUAAGAUAAUUAUAUUGGUCGGACGAUCUCAAUAAAACCAUUGAAUCAUCUAAUUUGGAUGGAAGCCAACGUAGCACGUUUUUAAGUAUAGAUAUGCAAGCGAUAGCUAUCAGUAUUUAUAAACAGAAACUUUAUUGGGUGAAUAGAAAGGCUCAACUACAAAUUUGUAACCUGUACGGUAAACAAUUUUGCGACACGUUUAAUUUAGGCACGAAUAAUUUUCAUAGUCACUUCACCAUUCUUCAUAUAUAUCUCCAGACAAUCUCUGAAAAUUCUUGUGACAAAGAAUAUUGCGAUUAUAUGUGCGUUUUGAAAAAGGACAAUGCUACGUGCAUUUGUUCAGAUGGUAAACCGGUAAGAUCCAAUAGUACUUGCAUGAUGAGUAGUGAGCCGAAACUUGUUGGAAAUCUAUCCAAAAGUACACACAAUGCAAGUGGCGUUUAUAGCAUAACAAUAAUCGUAUUGCUAGUUGAUGUUCUAUUAUUAUACGCUUACUACUAUUAUCAGAAAAACAGAUUUAAAUUGAAAUCAACGAAUGAUCUUAGCAAUAUUCGCUUCCAAAAUCCGUCGUAUGAUCGAAGAGACGAGGUUGAGAUAACACUCAACUCGGUAUCUUCAGAAUUGGCUCCUGGACAGCACGAAUACGUUAAUCCUGUUGAUAAUAUAUUCUUAAGUAUAAAGCUACAUUUAUCUGAUUACAGUAUGCAACAUAUUUAUAUUGUUGUGAAUCACACGGAAUAUACAUGA